This is a messenger RNA of Nerophis ophidion (straightnose pipefish), 3681 nucleotides long. RefSeq lists its product as uncharacterized. Bases 2222 to 3055 code for a protein of 277 amino acids. NCBI's taxonomy places the organism in Eukaryota, Metazoa, Chordata, Actinopteri, Syngnathiformes, Syngnathidae. The record is from RefSeq and is a predicted model, not a curated record. The transcript is spliced from 2 exons.
AUGAAUAUAGUAGAGAAUACAAAGUGGAAAAUGGGACCCCACAAGGGAGUAUAAUAAGUCCAGUACUAUUUUCCAUCAUGAUAAAUGAAGUUUUUAGUGAAGUGGAAGGGUUAGUGGAGGUGGCAUUGUUUGCUGAUGAUGGAGUGAUGUGGAAGAGAGGUAGAAAUACAAAUUAUAUAGAAAAGAAGAUUCAAAAAGCGGUAAAUAAUGUUCAAGACUGGGGGACGGCUUGGGGUUUAAGAUUCUCUGUUGGAAAGACAAAAGUCAUACAUUUUACGAAGAGGAAAAUACAAAACAAGCUCCAAAUAAAACUCUAUGGAGAAAACAUAGAAGAGGUACAAGUUUUUAAAUAUUUAGGAAUAUGGUUUGAUAAAAAUAUUAACUGGUCAACCCACAUCAGCAAGAUAAUGGAGAAAAGUAAAAAGGUGUUAAAUAUAAUGAGGGCUUUGAGGGGUAAAGAUUGGGGGGCUGAUAGGUUAACAUUGAAAACAAUAUAUAUCACUUUAAUUCGGUCUGUUAUCGACUACGGAUGCAUUAUUUAUCGAUCUGCUUCAAAAACUCUACUUGAGAAAAUAGACCGGAUCCAGUCGCAGGCGUUAAGAUUAUGUUGUGGAGCUACUAAAUCUACUCCAGUGGCAGCAUUACAAGUAGAAAUGAAUGAAAAACCUUUGGACAUGAGGAGAGAUCAACUCUCAGCAGUUUAUUGGGCAAACUUAAAAGGAUCCAAGCAAGGACAUCCAACCCGUCAAGUGCUAAUAAAUUGCCAAGAAAAAGGGAAGAAAAAAAUGAAUAGUUUUGGGUGGAUAAUAGGAGAUAUAUGUAAAAAAACACAAAUUGACAAUAUUAAAGUGAGCCCUACAGUACCAAUUCCUGCAAUACCACCAUGGAUGUAUGAAAACCCAAAGGUAGACAUGCAGUUACUGAAGAAUAGACAUUUAAAUAGUUACCAAAUAGAACAACGGAUUGAGGAAAUGUUUUUUGAUAAUAUUAUGAUAUACACAGAUGCAUCAAAAACUAUAAAUAGUAAAGUAGGAGCUGCUGCAGUUAUCCCACAGAGAAAUAUAGUGUUGAAUAAAAGAAUUAGUGAUAAACUAUCUGUUUUUACGGGGGAAUUGGUAGCAAUUUAUAUGGCAGUUAACUGGAUAGAGGAAAACAAAGCUAGGAAAGUAGUCGUGUGCUCGGACUCCAGCAGUGCAUUGACGAGCAUAAAAAACAUAACAUCAGAAACAAGACUAGAUAUAGUUUAUGAAAUAGUUCAGGCAAUCUACAGAAUAAAUAAAGUGGGAGGUGUGGUAACAUUUCUCUGGGUUCCUGCUCAUGUAGGAGUUGAGGGAAAUGAGUUAGCUGAUAGAUACGCAAAACAAGCAACCACUAAAACAGAAGUAAACAUGGAGAUUAAGCACAGUAAAGAAGAAGUGAAGAGCAUAAUUAAGAUAGAACACAAUAAAAAGUGGCAGGAUAAUUGGAAUAAGGAAACAAAAGGUAGAGAGUUUUACAAAGUCCAGAGGAAAGUAGGUGUAAUGAGAGGAGGGGGUAGAAAUAGGAAGGAAGAAGACAUUAUGACUAGAAUGAGAUUAGGGCAUACAUAUCUAAAUAGUUCACUAAAAUUGAUAGGCAAACAUACUACAGGGCUGUGUGAUUUUUGCCACCAGAUAGAAAAUGUUGACCAUGUCUUAAUACAAUGUAGGAAAUAUAAUAGAGAAAGAGAAAUACUGGAAAAUAAGUUAGCAAAAGAAAAUAUUAGGUUAGAAGUGGGAGAUAUAUUAGGAUUGCAUUCAGAAAACAUAGGAUAUAAAGCAAUAUACACAUAUUUAAAAAACACUGGGUUAAGUAAAAGAAUACAGAGUAGGGAUCCACCUCGGUCCACACUCCAUUACAGUAGGUGGCGGUAAUGCACACCAGAAGGUUGCUUGCCAACCGCCAUAAAAACAAAAGAAGAAGAAGAAGAAGACUUUGGGCUAAAGGAGAGACAAAUUGCAGGAAAGCAUUAAGAUUUAUUGAAAAGUAAAAUAUUGUUGAACCUGAAGAACCCUGUCAUGUCUAGACCUGGUGGUCCAGAGAAUCCGGAAGCAAUAGUCUUCCACAACUUGGCACUCAAUCUGGCAGGACCACCGGAGGCAGGGGUAGACAACCCCCCCCGGCAAAUUUUACGAGUGUGCUCGUCGAGGUGGCAGCAAACAGCCGCCAACAGUGCCAAGUCCUGCGGGCGUUGGCGGACCAGAUGGGCAGGGCACGGCCAGGGCUAACGGCCGUCGCCAUGCACCGCAUGGGGGAUGAAGAGGACCCUCAUGCCUUCCAGGACAUUUUUUCGGCCACGGCGAGAGCAUGCGUGUGGCCGGAGGAAGAGUGGGGCGUGCGGCUCUUGCCGCUCCUGAUGGGGGAGGCGCAGCGUGCGGCGCUCAGCCUGCCGGCGGCAUCCAGGGUGCGUUUCACUGACCUGAGGAGGGCGGUGCUGGAACAGACGGGAGGCACCGCUGCAGAAUACCGACGCCGGCUACGGUUCAUGCGUCUGUGGAUGGAGGACCGGCCAUUCGCCUUUUCCCAGCGGCUCCAAGAGGCAGCGACCCGCUGGUUGCAGCCAGGAGAGGGAGAGGGCCAACUGCUGGACCAGAUCAUCCGGGAGCAGCUCCUGGAAGCGAUUCCUAAGAAGACGGCUGACUGGUUCCGGUACCACCGGCCACAUAACCUGGCAGCUGCGGUGACCCUCGCUGAGGAUCACCUGGCUCGGCAUUGGUGCAGGUUGGCCGAGGGGCAACCUGCACCAAUGCCGCACGGAUGGAGCACACGACAUGAAAAGGAGAGCGCGCUGCACAUUCCCCGCCUUAAAUCGCAUGAUUCCCCGUCUGUUCUUUCCCCGCAGGUCCUGACGGCUGUCCCCAGAACAUCUCCCACGCAGACGGCCCCUCAAACGCUUGGGCAGGCGUGCUGGAGGGACCUCAGCAGGUGGAGGUGGGGCACGUGGCCGCGGUGGCCGGCCCUUCAGUGCCCUCCCCCGACCCGGGUGAGACGUACGGUAUCAAGGCUGACGCGUCUGGGAGCUGUUUUGUCCCAGUAGGUGGAGGGCGUCAACCGUCCCAUCCUCUACAUCAGCCGUAAACUGUCUGAAAGGGAGGCCAGGUACAGCACAGUGGAGAGGGAGUGCCUCGCCAUCAGGUGGGCGGUCGGGGACCUCCGAUACUACCUCCUGGGGCGCUCAGUCAGCUUCUGCUCGGACCACAAACCCCUCCAGUGGUUCCACCGCAUGAAGGAUGCCAACGCGCGGAUCACCCGUUGGUAUCUAGCCUUGCAACCCUACAACUUCAGAGUGAUCCACAAAACGGGUGCACAGAUGGCCGUGGGCAAUUUCGUGUCCUACUCCCUCCCCGGGGUGGGGGGUAGUAAGCGCGGCCGGACGGCGUCCCGGCCUGAGUCUGGCGGUGGAGGUAUAUGGUGGGCGUGGCCUGCGCACCUGCAGGGAAGCGGGGUGUGGCAGGGAAGGCCUCGAGGUUGGCGACAGGUGAUUGGAUGACACAGCUGAAAGUGUUUGUCGCUCUGUAAAAGGAAGCAGUCGGGAGGCAGCGGGAGAGAGCGACAGACAUAUAUUUAGGCUGGAAAACAGAAAGACUUUGGGCUAAAGGAGAAACAAAUUGCUGGAAAGCAUUAAGAUUUAUUGAAAAAUAAAACAUUGUUGAACCUGAAGAA